This is a messenger RNA of Phytophthora sojae, 573 nucleotides long. RefSeq lists its product as hypothetical. The transcript is spliced from 2 exons. The record is from RefSeq and is a predicted model, not a curated record. The coding region runs from base 1 to 573 and encodes 190 amino acids. Lineage: Eukaryota; Oomycota; Peronosporomycetes; Peronosporales; Peronosporaceae.
AUGGCGGACGAGUGGCUGGUCGACAUCGCGCUGAUCCUCUGCGUCAACGCGGCAGUGCUGUUGCUGUGCUGGCUGCGGGGUGCGCCAUCGAGCACUGGGCUGCGGAUCUCAAGCGACACAAGGAGAGCAGCAGCGAGCCCCAAUGGCCAUGCUUCGUUCCUCUACGCGGCGUUCCCGGGCCACUUCAGCAGCGGAUUAUGCGGGGAGGACCUGCAACUCGCAGGCGGCGUCGUGCUUGCAGUGGCCGUCACAGCGGCCGUUGCAGCGGAGGUGGAGGCCAUGGAGAGCUGGGGCGCUGAGCUUGCGCUGGGCCUCAGCUUGAACAUCGCGGUGGUGGCCUACUGCUGGGUCAGCGGCUGGAGACCCGUGGACACUGGCAGCAGCAUCCGAUGGCACGACGCGCAACGCGACGAGGAGCAGACCGACGACGAGGAUCGUGCCGACGAGAUACUGUGGAGCGGCGGCGUGGAGACGACGGCCGGGCUCGUCAUAGCCGUCGCCGUGAUGGUGGCCGUCGCGAUGGAGAUUGCAGCGGAGACCGGCGCUCGCGCCACCGCUUAUUCCAGAUACUGA